Molecule: messenger RNA, 2103 nt
Organism: Aspergillus heteromorphus CBS 117.55
Lineage: Eukaryota; Fungi; Ascomycota; Eurotiomycetes; Eurotiales; Aspergillaceae
Gene: sac6
Product: fimbrin
Exons: 5
Coding region: 1-1941 (646 amino acids)
Biological process (GO): actin filament network formation; actin filament bundle assembly
Cellular component (GO): actin filament bundle; actin filament; cytoplasm
Molecular function (GO): calcium ion binding; actin filament binding
Source: RefSeq, a predicted model, not a curated record
AUGAAUGUACUCAAACUUCAGAGACUAUUUCCGCAGCUUGAUCAAUCUGAGAUUUUCUCUCUUCAGGACGCGUUCAGGAAGUUGGACAUCGAUGAUAGAGGCUAUCUAGACGAAGCUACUGUUAUUAAGGCUACACAGCAGUCAGAACGAAAGCCUUAUGAUGUCGUCCGACAGGCGUUAAAGGAGGUUGAACUUGACAGCUCUCGCCGGGUAGAGCUUGAAGACUAUGUGGAUCUUAUCACUAAACUCCGUUCCCCACCGACGCAAAAUACCUCGGGUGGAAAUCCAGCUCAUGCAACAGUACUGGCAGGAAAUGGGCAAAACCCAUCGCGGCAUGUCUCCAGAGGCAGCAUAGGGGGCAAAAUCCAUGUUAAGGGUUCAUCCUCAAAUGUAACACAUACGAUUAACGAGGAUGAAAGGACGGAAUUUACCAGACAUAUAAAUGCUGUUCUUGCGGGUGACUCGGAUAUUGGUCAUCUCUUACCAUUCCCCACCGAUACCUUCGAGAUGUUCGAUAAAUGCAAGGAUGGCUUGGUUCUGGCGAAAUUGAUCAAUGACAGUGUUCCAGAUACGAUUGAUGAGCGGGUCCUCAACAAGCCCGGGAAGAAGAUCAAAGACCUUAACGCCUUUCAUAUGACCGAAAACAACAACAUUGUGAUCAACUCAGCCAAGGGCAUUGGCUGCUCAGUUGUUAAUAUAGGAAGUGGCGAUAUCAUUGAAGUGCGCGAACAUCUAAUCCUAGGCUUGAUCUGGCAAAUCAUCCGCCGCGGCCUCCUCGGCAAGAUUGACAUCAAGCUCCACCCCGAACUGUACAGACUCUUAGAGGAGGACGAAACUUUGGAACAAUUCCUGCGUCUCCCCCCGGAACAAAUCUUAUUACGCUGGUUCAAUUAUCACCUAAAGAAUGCAAAAUGGAACAGAAGGGUAACAAACUUUUCUUCAGACGUGAAGGAUGGUGAAAAUUACACUAUUCUCUUGAAUCAAUUGGCUCCAGAAAUCUGCUCUCGCGUGCCUCUUCAAACUCCGGACGUCAUCCAGCGGGCAGAACAAGUUUUAGCGAAUGCAGACAAGUUGGGCUGUCGGAAAUUUCUAUCACCUUCUUCCCUAGUUGCAGGGAACCCUAAGCUAAACCUUGCCUUUGUAGCAAAUCUGUUUAACACCAUCCCAGGCCUCGAUCCAAUUACCGAAGAAGAAAAGCUUGAAGUCGAGGAUUUCGAUGCCGAGGGAGAACGAGAAGCUAGAGUUUUUACUCUCUGGCUCAACUCACUUGAUGUACAGCCGUCUGUCAAUUCUUUGUUUGACGAUCUUCGAGAUGGAACUGCCUUGCUGCAAGCUUAUGAUAAGGUUAUUCCCGGCAGUGUCAAUUGGAGACAUGUCAAUAAGCCACCAGCUUCUGGGGGUGAAAUGAUGCGAUUCAAAGCAGUCGAGAAUACCAAUUAUGCCACGGAGCUCGGGAAACACAUUGGCUUUUCUCUUGUGGGUGUUCAAGGAGCUGACAUCACUGACGGUCAACGAACUCUCACUCUGGGCUUAGUUUGGCAACUGAUGCGACGGGAUAUCACAAAUACACUUUCAAGUCUAGCCCAGCGCAUGGGAAAGCAUGAGAUGACGGAUUCUGAGAUGGUUAAAUGGGCAAAUGAGAUGUCGCGACGUGGUGGUAAGACUUCGUCAAUACGGAAUUUCAAAGACCAGUCCAUUGGCUCGGGUCUUUUUCUCCUCGAUGUACUCAGUGGUAUGAAGAGCAGCUACGUCGACUAUGAUCUGGUCACUUCUGGUCGGAAUGACGAGGAGGCUUAUGCGAACGCUAAGUUGAGUAUCAGCAUAGCAAGGAAGCUGGGUGCUACUAUUUGGUUGGUACCAGAAGAUAUUUGUCAAGUGCGUUCUCGCUUGGUGACCACGUUCAUCGGCUCUCUCAUGGCAACCUAUGAAAAGAUGCAGUGAUGAUUCGGCAAUUAUUAGGUUUAUUGUUGCGCUGUUAUUGUUACUAUUAUUAUGUGCUUCAACUUCCUGGAAGAGUCUGCGGCAUGUCUUGGUGCAUCAAGUAUAAAAAAUGAAUUCAAAUUGCACUAGUGAUCAUUAUACCCAUAGAGAAUUAAAGGUCUG